UUAACACAUACUAUGAGUUUUGUCAGUUUCUUCAAGAUUCUUUCACACUCGUGUCAUUCUCAUCCACGAAUGUGAAGGUGAAGGAGCUAAAAGCAAAGAAGACCCUACAGAUUCCAAAUCUUGAUGACGUGGAUAAGCUAUUGACAUGCCACGUGGACAUAGAAGCCCAAAAGGCUGAUUUCUCUUAUCAUCUUCUUAAUCUCUCUCUCUUUAUACAACUUUACUCUCUCUGUUUCUUCUUCUAAAUUUUUUCACAAAGUCUUUGAGAAAGCAAGAAACUUUACUCGGAGAUUAGGGACAAAGAGAUGUUGAAGAGUUCAAAGAUCUGAUCUUUGAGAUAGAUAAUGGGAGAAAUGACGGCGAGGUCUGCAGUUUUAUCGUCGGGGAUGUUCAGAAGUUACCACCGGCCGGUGACGACGGAGGUGAGAUCAAUAAUACGGUCUAGAGUGAAGUGCCAAGUGUCAUCCGUAAAACCCGCCACGUAUUCAUCAAAACUCUCAACAGAUAUUCCUCUACACGAGUCUCCUCAGGCUUUGUUCGAUGAGUAUUUGGAAGAUAAGUCAAGAUUAUUCGAAGCAAUGUUUCCGGAUAAACCCAGAAGCUAUAGGCUUAACGAGGAAGAAUGGAGAAUUCAGAUGUUACCAAUAAACUUUCUCUUCCUUACUGUGUGUCCUGUGGUGGAUAUGCGGUUAAGAUGCAAAUCCAACGGUCAAGAUUAUCCGCCAGAUGUACCUUUAGAUAUAACCAAAGUUCUUGAGCUCAACAUGAUGAGAUGGAAGCUUAAAGGGCUUGAUCGAGUAAUGGAACCGUCUGAUUUCAGUUUGGAAGUCAAAGGAGCAUUGUACCCUGACCGAAGAGGAAAGCAAACAAGGCUCAGAGGUCAACUAGAGAUGAACAUAAGCUUUGUGCUUCCUCCGGUUCUUGAGUUGGUACCUGAAGAUGUUCGGAGAAACUUGGCCAAUGCGGUUUUGACCGGUUUAGUGGAGAAUAUGAAGCAUAAGGUUAAUGGGAGCUUGCUUGCUGAUUAUAGCAGGUUCAAGAAUGAAAGAAAAUUACAAAAAGUAAUCGAGUAAACCCGAUUUUUUUCGUCACUGUUCGAGUUCGACCAUGUAUAGAGUUUUCAAUCCGUUCAUAUGUCAGGUGAAAAGGAGUCUCAAAUUCUUUACGUGCAAAAACCUUAAACGUCAAGUAUUUUGAAACAGAAAGAGUAUUAGCUAGAGCUUCGUUCAAACCUUAAAA
Arabidopsis lyrata subsp. lyrata is the source of this 1239-nucleotide messenger RNA. RefSeq lists its product as uncharacterized. The record is from RefSeq and is a predicted model, not a curated record. The transcript is spliced from 5 exons. The coding region runs from base 345 to 1073 and encodes 242 amino acids. Lineage: Eukaryota; Viridiplantae; Streptophyta; Magnoliopsida; Brassicales; Brassicaceae.